GCUCUCCAAGGGUUGGUAUCUAAGCCCGGAGGGGAUAAAGUUAUGUACAGAGGGCUUAUCUAAUCCAUCAGCAAAGGAUGUUAUAAAAAAGGCAUUGAACCUGGACCUGAAGGAUAUUGGCUCCUCGUGUAUACCAGAGGACAUCAACAGAGGAAAGCUGAAGAGUAUCCAGGGGAACAUGGUGCUUAUGAUCACCAAGAUCAGGAAUAUUGCGGCACCUAAGGUAAAAGAGGAGUCUGGUGUAGGCCCUAGGAUGUUAAAAAUCUCGUUGACCGAUGGUGUGAUGACCUGCCACGGCGUUGAAUUCACCAAACUAGACAGACUGAGUUUAUCAACGCCUCCAGGAUCAAAGGUUCGGUUAAAGGGUUCCACUCUUGAUGUUAUUGGAGGAUUUAUUAAAUUAAACAACAACAAUAUAGAACUACUAGACGGCAAGGUUGAACAUCUGAUUGAUAAAUGGAAAAUGGCGGAGGAACUGACCUACUUGAAGCGGACAGGUGUAGGAGGAGGUGGAGGAGACGGACCUCCUAAAUGGAUUCCAUUCGGUCAAAAGCUGAGUAAACACAACGACCUGGUCAAUGUCAAGGCCAAGGUGGUUCCCAAGGUGACGGAGAACAAGGAGGAGAACGACGAGUUCAACUCCCAACGGAAAGAUGCAAUUCAAGAGGCGGUAAAAGGAGAACAGAAGAAAUUUGGAGGAGGAACAAAACAGAUUGCGGAUAGUAGGAGUAAACGGAGCCAGGAGAAGGAGAGAAGAGGAGGAGUGAGGGAAGAGAAUCAGGAACGUGAAGAUAACUCCGAGUAUGAUCGCGAGGAGAACGGAAGAAGAGGAGGACGAGGUGGAGGACGGGGAGGAGGACGAGGUGGAAGAGGACGGAGGGAGAGAGAUGAGGAACCAACAGGUUCAGCUCCGUCCAAAGUGGUCUCACUCUUUGAUUUCCUCGAGGAGAAGAUACCAGAGGUUAAACCUAAACUUGGCGGAGACAAUAGGGAAAAGAACAGAGAUGCAAAUGUGGAAAAGAAAAAUUUCGGAGACCAGCGAAACUAUGGCGACAGAAAUAACGACAGAAACAAGUUCAAAAAUAGAAAUGAAGAUCAUGAGCGUACUCAAAAGUUUGAGGAUCGACGGGGUGGAAUGCGGGGAGGACAAGGUGGUGGACGAGGUGGAAGAGGAGGGGGCCGAGGUGGACAGAAUGCAGGAGGACAGGAUAGACGGUUCCAAGACUCAGCUCGUGAUAAUAGAGAUAACAGGAACGGACCUAAAAGCGGUGAUCUUGGUUCGUCUAAAGAGGGUCGAGGACGGAACUCCAGGGAGCCUCGUGGAACCUCGAAUCCUAUAUUUGUUCACGGUUCAAGCUCUGGUAAAGGAUCUGAAGCACGUUCAGAUAGAUUUGUUGAAGAUCUUUUCAAAGACUCCAAACCUCCAGGAGCUAGCAAUGACACAAGGUCUAGAACCGAGUCUAAAAUGGAGACAAGGAGAUCUGAUGUUGAGAAGCCACGUGGUUCCAGGGGUCCUAAAUCAGAUCAGCAGGGGGGUGCAACAAACAUGAAUGACAGGCGUAGGUUCGACCAGGGUCAACAGAAAAAAGAUCAUGGACAGAACAGAUUAGACCAAGACCAACCGAAACCAAAUCAAGAUCAAAGAAGAAAUAAACAAGAUCAGGGUCGACAAGAACCUCCGAAUAAGCCCCGGAGAGAGUCGGAUAGGAGACGGGAUGAACCAAAUAUCUCCGGUAGGCAAGAGAACAGAUCAAACAGGAAUGAGGGAGGAGAAAAGAAGAGUGAACAAAGUUCGAAUAAUAAAAACCAAAAUGGCGGUCCAAGAUCCGAAAGAAAAGAAAACAGUUCUGGGAAAAAUAUUAAAACUGAGCAGAGUGCACCUAAGUUUGAUUCCCCGAAUGUGAACGUAAACCUAAACCUUGUCAUGCAGAAUAUGAACCUUAAUCCUGGGCACACCGCACCUUUUCCCGUUCCAGGAGGCAAUCCUUCGGCUGGACAAAAUUUCCACCCCGCCGGGUUUAAUCCUUCAACUCCCGGAUUUAAUCCAUCAGCACCUGGAGUAAACCAAAAUGGAUUCAAUUCAGGGAUGGGAUUUAAUGGGUACAAUCCCAACGGAAUGGGACGGUCUCAACCUGAUUAUCGGCAGUAUAACCGUCCUCCUCCUGGUAUGCCUCCAGGGGGAGGAUCCCGGAGUAACGGAGGACCAUCAGGUCGAGAUAUACCUGGAGUAGAAUCCUGGAAGGUUGGAGAUCAUGCUAGAGCAAAGUACUGGGAGGUAAUGUAUUCUUGAUCUAGUUUAAAUAUU
Eurytemora carolleeae is the source of this 2305-nucleotide messenger RNA. RefSeq names its product tudor domain-containing protein 3. The record is from RefSeq and is a predicted model, not a curated record. Bases 179 to 2290 code for a protein of 703 amino acids. Gene Ontology annotation, cellular component: nucleus. The transcript has 11 exons. NCBI's taxonomy places the organism in Eukaryota, Metazoa, Arthropoda, Copepoda, Calanoida, Temoridae.